UCCAGUUACGCAUUCAUGCACUGAUUCUUACUCGCAUACCUUGUAUUUAUGUUGCAUUUUAUUGUUUGUCAAACCUCUUGAGUUAUUUCCCCACAGUUAGUUUUGUUUGGGUUGUGACUUGCCGUCGAGCCAGGCUUGUUACACGUGGGGCCUCGUCUAAUUUAUUAAGUUUAAUUUAUUAAGUAUUUUGAGUUACAUUUGUACUUAAGUUUAUUUGCUUAACUUAAUAUUUGGGUUAAAUUUUGGUUAGUUUAUUUUGUGGUUUUGCAUUUGUAGUUUGGCCUUGUUUGAUCUAAUUUGUAAUUCUGUUUUUAGUCGUUUCAGUAGGUUAUUUUGAUUGUUCGUUUUGUGUGGGGAAAUUUGGUUUGGGCCAGUUGGGGUUGAGAGCAGUUAGCAUUUUUCUUUUGUGCUACUUUGGUUAGAAGGUCACAUCUGGGCCUAGUACUGGGUUUAGCCUGGUGGGAGUCCUCCCCUGUUAGGUUUAUCAGCGGGUCACAAUAGGUGGCUCGUGGUGUUUUUGUUGUAGGUGGCAGCGAGGUGGGUAGAGCUUCCCUGUCCCCUUUCGUCGGCUCGGGUUCACGUCCGUGGGAUCCUAUGGGUGGCUGCAGGUGCAGGAGCUCACAGCCCCAUUGGUGCAGUGGCAUUUAGGGUCACUGGUGAUUAAAAAAAAAACCUUCUGCCAGACUGCACGAAGACUAGGGGGCAGUUAGCUUUUUCUUGAGUUUAGUGGGGUGGAGCUCUCUACCAAUAACCCAAUCGGGGCAGCUGGUGAGUUUUCUAAACUUGUUUAGUUAAUUUGGUUGGUCUUUCUGACAUGAUGUCCUCCAUGUUAGCUAGUUUUGUUCAGUCACCUUCAGUGUUGGCUUUGGAAUUGUGCACAAAAGAACAGUUAUUGGAGAUUGCAGAGCAUUACAAAAUUUUUAUAGUGGAUAGGAAGUUAAAGGAAACAGUUAGGGAUUCACUAAAACAAGGUCUUUUGGACGCUGGUGUUCUUUCAGUCGGGUGCCAGUCAAGGGGCAGCGGUUCAGUCUAGUCCAGUCAUGUUAACUUUUGAGCAGCAGAGGGAGCUGUUGCAGAUGCAGCUAGAACUGGAAAGGCUGAGAAGUGGCAUGAGACCAGGGGUUGAAAGGGAGCCUCAGUUUGAUGUUUCACAGAAUCUUCAUUUAUUACCUAAAUUUGAUGAAUCAGAUCCAGAUAUGUAUUUUAUUUUGUUUGAACGCAUUGCUGAUGCUAGGGCCUGGUCAGAUGUGGAUAGAACUACUUUGUUACAGUGUGUGCUUACAGGGAAAGCACUGGAGGCUUUUUCAGCAUUAAAUGUUGCAGAUAGUAAGGUUUAUGCUACUGUUAAAGCGGCAGUCCUUAAAGUCUAUGAGCUGGUACCGGAAGCGUAUGUCAGUGUUUUCGGUACAGGAAGAAGCAGGAUUCACAGACUUAUUCUGAGUUUGUAAGGGACUUGUCAAAUGCCUUUAGUCAAUGGUCUACAGCUGCUGAAGUGGUUACUUUACAGGAUUUGUCUAAUUUAAUUGUUGGAGCAAUUCAAAAAUUCUGUACCUGAUUCUGUUGCCACAUACGUUAACGAACGGAAAGUCAAGUCUCCUAGUGAAGCAGCUAUUCUGGCAGAUGAAUGUGUUGACCCAUAAAACUCGUUUUGACUCAAAUAGGGAAGGUCGUAAUAAAAGUGAAUCUGUUAAAACAUAAGGCACCACUGCCUGGGGUUUCUUUCCAAAAACCUCAGCGAAAGUUUGCUAAUGUGGGAUCAAAAGGACCAGUUAAUGCAAAUAGCUGUAGAUACUGUUUGGGUGACAUUGGAAAAAAUAUUGUCCUUUGCUUAGCUCCAAAAGGUCGGAACAAGUAAAGCCGGCUGUGUUGGCAGCUCCGGUUACAAGUCCUGUUGCCACACCUGUCCACCAGGGUGAACUCUACCACCAACAGGUUAAGGUUGGUUUUGAAUCUACCCAGGGUGAGUUUUCAGCUUUCAUUUCCGAUGGGGUUGUCUUUGUUAGAUGGGAAUCAAUAAGUUCCAAUUAAAAUUUUGAGGGACACAGGAGCUUUGGAUUCUUUUAUUUUAGAGUCUGUGUUUACAUUUUCACAACUGUCAGAUACAGGACGUUGUGUUCUAAUCCGUGGAAUGGGUUUGUUUCCUUUUUCAUCCCCUUUACAUAAAGUUAAUCUUGUGUGUGUGGUUUGGUUGAGGGUGAUGUUGUGGUUGGUGUCAGACCCAGGUUGCCAGUGGAUGGUGUCCAUAUGAUUCUGGGAAAUGAUCUGGCAGGGGCGAAGUGUGGGCAGAUGGCAAGCCUAACAUUUUCAAGGAGUUAACAGUGCCCUCUGCUGGUGUGUUCCCAGAUUGCAGUCUAGAUGUUUUCCCAAGUUGCGUUACUACUUGUGCUGUUUCUCGGCGGAAGGAGGCAGAGAGCCGGCCUGAUACUCUUGAGUUGCCAACUGAUCUUCACAUUGGAAGCUUGACAAAUUUGAGAGAUUCCUUGAUAGCAGAGCAAAAGGGUGACAAAUCUUUGGUUGAAAUUUUUGAUAAAGUUGUUCCUGAAGUAGCAGUGAGGGAUAGUGCUCAAUGUUUUCUUCUUGAUGGACUGUUGGUUAGAAAAUAUGUUCCACAUAAUGAUCAAGGUUUGGGAGAAGCAGUUUUUCAAAUAGUACCAACCUCCUUGCGUGGUAAAGUCCGUCAGACAUCGCAUGGUGUUGUGGCUGGUCAUCUAGGUGUGCGGAAAACUUAUGACAGAAUUUUGCGUCAUUUUUUCUGGCCACACUUAAAGAGGGACGUAUCAAGGUUUAUUAAAACAUGUCAUACUUGUCAACUUACUAGUAAACCUAAUCAAGUUGUUAAGCCAGCACCCUUGUAUCCGAUACCGGCAAUUGGUCAGCCAUUUGAACAGCUCAUCGUUGAUUGUGUUGGGCAUUUACCACGUUCGAAAUCGGGUCAUAGCUACUUGCUGACGGUAAUGUGUCAAGCAACUAGAUAUCCGGCUGCCUUUCCUUUGCGUACGAUCACUACCAGGUCUGUAGUUAAAGCUUUGACUCAGUUUAUUUCUACAUUUGGUAUUCUGAGGAUCAUUCAGUCAGAUCAAGGUUCAAAUUUUACUUCCAAAAUGUUUGUUCAGAUUCUGAAGCAGUUAAAAGUUAAGCAUAACAAGUCAACAGCGUAUCAUGCUCAGUCAAGGAGCAUUAGAGCGUUUUCAUCAAACUUUGAAGUCGUUGCUCCGUGCAUAUUGCACUGAACUAUCUGCUGAUUGGGAAGAGGGUUUACCUUGGCUUUUGUUGGCUGCUCGUGAGGUAGUGCAGGAAAGUACAGGGUUUAGCCCUAAUGACUUAGUGUUUGGGCAUAAGGUUAGGGGUCCUCUAGCUGUUCUCCAGGAGGGUUGUUUACCUGAGGAGCCACCACAGAACUUGAUUGCUUUUGUCAGUGGGUUUAGGUUUAAGUUGUCCCGAGCAGGUGAACUUGCAAAACAAAAAUUUGUGUUCUCAAAAGAAAAUGAAGCAAAAGUAUGAUAGGGAAUGUGAAUUGCUUGAGUUUUGUCCUGGGGACAGAGUACUUGCUCUUUUGCCACUGGUUAAUUCUCCACUUCAGGCAAAGUAUUCUGGUCCUUAUACAGGUCUGCGAAAAGUGUCUGAUCUAAACUAUCUCACUGAAACUCCUGGACAUAGGAAAACUUCUAAAUUGUAUCAUGUGAAUGUAUUGAAAUCUUACCACUCUCGAGAUACUGGUCAUGUGGAGAGGGCAGCAUUGGCUGUUGUGCCUGUUACUGCCCCUGGUGGUCUUGAUCGUGAGGAGGGGGGAGAAGAGGUAGCUUUGGCUGCAGAUGAGAUUUUGAGAGGACGGUUAAAGAAUUUGCAGACUUUGGAAAAUCUUGGUACUUUAGUUAACCACUUGGAUGUUGAGAAGCGUACUCAGUUAGUUGGACUAAUUAAAGUAUCUAGCUUUAUUUUCUGAUACUCCAACUCAAACUCAUUUAAUUGAACAUGACAGACAUCGGAGAUGCUAAGCCUAUUAAACAAAAAUUUUAUAGGGUUUCUGAGAAGAGGUGACAGUUGGAUUCUGAGGUACAGUAUAUGUUAAAUAAUGGUAUUGCAGAACCAUCCCAUUCUGAUUGGGCUUCACCUUGUUUGCUGGUUGAAAAGCCAGACUCUACUGUUCGACCAUGUACAGAUUACCAAAAAGUAAAUGGCAUUACAAAGCAGAUCUCUAUCUCUUGCCUAGGAUGGAGGACUGUAUUGAUCAGGUUGGGUCUGCAAAGUAUGUAAGUAAGUUUGAUCUUUUGAAAGGAUAUUGGCAGGUUCCACUUUCUCAACGGGCACGUGAGAUUGCUGCUUUUAUAACACCGUCUGGUUUAUUUUCGUACACAGUGAUGCCUUUUGGACUCCGGAAUGCUCCCGCCACCUUUCAGAGACUGAUGAAUCGUGUAGUCUCUGGUCUAGAAGGGUGUGCAGUGUAUCUUGACAAUGUGGUUGUCUACUCGGAUUCCUGGGAGGAGCAUGUCCAGAGAGUGUAAGCCUUGUUUGAUCGGCUGGUGUGGGCCAGGUUGACUGUAAAUUUGGCAAAGUGUGAGUUUGCCAGAGCCACAGUCACCUACCUUGGUAAAGUGGUGGGUCAAGGUUUUGUCUGUCCCGUGGAGGCUAAAAUACAGGCUGUAAAGCAGUUUGCUCCCCAGACUACUAAAAAGGAGCUUAUGCGCUUCCUUGGGAUGGCUGGGUACUACUGUUCCUUCUGUAAAAACGUUUGUGGUAGUUGCCCCUCUGACCAACCUGUUGAAAGCCAAGGUUGAGUUUUUCUGGUCCCCCCCAGUGUCAGGAGGCCUUUGAGUUAGUUAAGGCAUUGCUGUGUUCCGCUCUGGUGUUGGCAGCACCAAAUUUUAGUAAACCUUUUAAAUUACAGGUGGACACCAGUCAAAUUGGUGCAGGUGCUGUACUUCUACAGGACAAUAAUAACUUUGAGUGCCCUGUAAGUUUCUUCUCACGGAAAUUUAAUAAGUAUCACUUUAAUUAUUCUGUAAUUGGAAAAAGAGGCUUUGGGUCUCAUUUGGGCUUUACAGCACUUAGAGGUCUAUGUAGGUUCCGGGUUGACUCCGUUGACUGUAUUCACUGAUCAUAAUCCACUGACCUUUUUGAAGUCUCUGCAGAAUCCCAACCAGCGCCUUAUGCUUGGGCUUUGUUUUUACAACCGUACACCCUUGACAUGAGACACAUCAGUGGUAAAGACAUUAUUGCUGAUGCUCUUUCCUGUGCUCCUCUAACCUAAUGUGUUUCUCUGCUCCUUUUUGCCUCACUGUUUGUCCUCCUGCUCUUAAACUGCUCCCCAGGUACCAGGGCUGCUGGGUGGAGGUACGGACGGUUGGUAGAAGGGUGCAGAAAUUACUGUAUGCACAGGUGACGGUGAGAGUGAUGGAUCUGCCAUGAGGUGUGCACGCUGUCUGCUGCGGGCUGACUCGGUCAGAUCUGCGGUUCUGAUCCAGCAGCAGGUGUUGAGGCGUUUCCAUGGCAGCCCGGUGUGCACAAAGAGUCGGCCUGCGCUCACGGACGUUUCUCACAAGUGCAAUGAAAAGAUAGGCAAGUCUCUGGUCUCCCAGGACGACCUGUUCGAACAGAUGGCCAAGGACCUCAAAACCAAGGCCACCUUCAUCAAGGCGGUGGACACCUUCACUAGCAGGGACAUGAGGCGCCGGGGUCACGUGGAGUUCAUUUACGCCGCUCUGAAGAAAAUGCCGGAGUUUGGCGUGGAGCGAGACCUUUCCGUUUACAACAAGCUACUGGAUGUUUUUCCCAAAGAGGUUUUUGUGCCGCGGAACUUUAUCCAGCGAAUGUUUAACCACUACCCGCGACAGCAGGAGUGCGGCGUGCAGGUUCUGGAGCAGAUGGAAAACUACGGUGUCACGCCCAACGUGGAGACCAAGGUCCUGUUGAUGCAGAUCUUUGGAAACAAAAGCCACCCGAUCAGGAAGUACCAGCGCAUCAUGUACUGGUUUCCCAAAUUUAAACAUACAAACCCAUUCCCCGUCCCACACCAGCUGCCUGAAGACCCUGUGGACCUGGCUCGCUUCAGCCUGACCCGUAUCGCUGCAGAUCUGGAUGCUAAAGUCACAGUAUACCAGAUGCCGUGUUCAGACGUAACGGAGAGCAGAGAGCAGCUAACGCUUCCACAUAUUGUCGGAAUCCAGAGUCCGAGCCAGAUGGAGCUGCUGGCCAAACACAACAGCAGGCGGCCCGUGUUUGUGGAGGGACCGUUUCCGCUGUGGCUGAGAAGAACUUGUGUCCAUUACUACGUCCUCAGAUCUGAUCCCACACCUCCCGAGGAGAAGGUAGAGGAGCCGUAUGAUCCAGAAAGGUGUUUCUACUAUCCCCUGCAGCUGGAUCUGGAUUUAGACCGUGACCUUGGCGACGAGGAGAGCUUCGAUGUGGAAGACCUGGAUGAGGGUCCGGUCUAUGCCAUGUGUAUGACGGGUCGCGGGGAUGAGGCCACCCUAAACCAAUGGAUCUCUGGCCUCCAGCAGGCCAACCCCAUCUUGGGUCAUAUCCCCACCCUCUUCCGCCUAAACUCUGGCCCAAGAGUGCUGGAAGACACAGCCAGCACUGAGUCAGACCCCCGCCACCAACCUGACCCAGAAACCCAAUCCAGACCGAUGCCACAGGCCGAAGAAGAGCCUGAGGUUCUAGAGGAAGUAGAGCUGAGGAGAAGCCAGGGGAUGAAGAAAUGAACAUCAGAAUGAAAAAUCCCGGGUGUUUGUCCGGGAAGGAGAGGUGCCGAUGUGAUGUGACGUUCUGGAGGAGGAGACCCAGCAGACCCCCAAGCAGGGCUCCAGAACAAAUCCUGACGCAACUUCAUGAAACAUACAGGCUCCGCCCCCUUUACCAAACCCACCCCACAAACUAACAGAGCGAUCGUUUAGACCUUGUUACUGGUGGUUUCUGCGUCUGUAUUUAAGUUUGACUGAUUUUCAGAAAGUCUUCAACGAUAAAAUUUAAACUAUUAAAAAAAAAUAUAGUUCCUGUCACUGAAACAUUGGCUCAAGUCUUCAUCGAGGCUGAACAGCAAGAAUGAUUGAUCGUUAAUUACAGAGCGAUUAAAGCCGUGACCUCACAAACAUCAUGUCUUUUUCCUCAACACCCAGUCCACGAAAGCAGUGUAGGAACCAGAACACAUCCUUGAGGAACACCAGAAUUCUCAGACAAGAAGUCGAUUCUUCUCUAGGGUCAGGCAGAGAGACAACCAGUAGAUGGUUAAGUGCAGCUUUCAGAAUCCAGAUUGGACUUUGCAUGAUGUAGAUGUUCCACACAGUAUGAGGUGGACAGAAUCAGAAGUGUUUGUGCUUCUGACACUGGCCACCACUUCCAGAAGGACACUGCUCACUUGAUGUCUCGGCUGCCUACGAGUAGUUUGGGGCUCAGGUUUAAGUUUUGCAACAGCUUCAAAUGCUUCUUGAUAUCUUGUGGCGUAGCAGAAUUCUGAUUUUGUCCAUUUUUGGGGGAGUUUCUACACCCCCUUUCUGCACAAAACAUACGAGUUCUGGCUGUGGAAUUUAAACCAGAUACCACUCUGUACCCUUUGUCUUUCUUCCACCCAUGUGUGAUGGCACAUGUAGGGGUGUCUGUUCUGAACAGUACCUCGAAAAUCAUGCACAGCUUCAUAAAGUGAUGAAUUAGCGUUCAGUCGCAAGGUCUCACUAAGCACUGGCUGUUUUCUCUGAGCCUGUUACAUGGUGCCCCCCCAAAAUCAGAAGUUCAAAGGUCACACUUCAGUUUGCUUCAUCCAACAACUGGAUCGGCUAUGAAUUGGGCUGGAUACUGUCCUCUGUCUUGGAGUGAGAUAUCCCACUCCUAAACGACCAAUAGGAGAGCAGCGUUCGCGCCACAUCAGCGUGAGGCUGAUGUCAGUGGCUUGGCCGCCAACCAAUCACAGGCUAGGAGAGAGAGGCCAGUAUCUGGCCCAAUUCAUUGCCGGUUGUCGGGCUACAGUUUGCUUAGAUCCAGGCUCCACCUCCCUGUGCUGAGUAUAUUGUCAGUGUGCCAGCAGGGGGAGCUGUCUACUCCACAGCCAAGCACCAUGAAUUGAUCAGAGCAAAAUCAGAAACUCAACGUAAUAGUACUCACACUACACGUGCACUUAAUGAAGUACUUUGUUUUUACCUUGAAGUGUCCGUUUAGGGACAGAGCAUCCGUGGACAGCUUGGAGCUGGAGUCACUAACUGGCGGUGCACAAAGUAUUCAAAAUCACUAUAUAUCCAGUUCAAAACUUUACAAACUAGAAAAAAAAAAGUACUCUAUAGUGACCUUUACCUUUUGACCCUGGUGUCAGUGGGCUUCUUGGGGUCACUAUGGCUAACACACACACCAACUUUAAUGACAAUCAGGCAAUUUGUAAAUAUGUUACUACACUUGCAAGAUUUAUUUAUUUUGGCACCAGUCGGUCAGUUAAAAAGUUAUUGUGCUCAUAAAAUUUUUUACAAAGUACACACCUGUGACCUUGAGCUUUUGGGGUCAAUAUACAUAGCACAUAAGUUUGGUGGCAGUUGGGCAGUUUUUAAAAAGGUUUUAUGACAGUCUGAGCACAACUGAACUAACCUCGCUCAAGGGUGAACCGCUGCAUAACUAUCUGUGUGACGCCCCGCGCAGAGUGACGUCUCACUGAGGUGGAAUAAAAACAUGUCGCCAUCUGGUGGGCUAGGAAAAAACAGCAAACUUCAUGAGGCCUCAUGUGGCCAUUGCUGCCUGACAGCAAAGGGUUCAACUCAAGGUUGUAGUUGAAGGUGCACAGUUUGAAGCCAAUCAAUAAAAAAAAAAAACUGUCUGAGUGGUUACUGAAACUAAUCACAGAAGGAGGCUGAAUGUAGAAAAUGUUUAUUAAUGUAAAGGCAUUUAAACAUUCCCUUUUAACCAAUAAACAAGUCACACUUACAUUCUCAAAAGGUCAAAUUACUCUCCGCCUGUUUUUUACAACUGUGGUCUUUUUUUGUGUGUGUGAUUUUCACAGCUUUGCGCUUUGUUGCCGUCCAAAAUCUGGAAAAUUGUUCUAGAGUUCUACUCAGAUACACAACUGUUCAUCCCUUCACUACUCAUGCAGGAGUAACACAAACAGCACACGUCUAACACAGAACCAACAUAUGAACGAUCAGCGAGCAUCACGACAAGAGAGUCAAUAAAUAAUAAAUAAAACUUGUCCAAAAAAAAAAAAAUCCCAGCAGUCGUAAAUACAGCGCAGGUUUUUUACGGGACAGAGUGCCGCUCGCAAAACGUGAUAUCGUAUAAAAGGAACGAACCAGGAUCACAGCGUGAACAGGAAAUUUAAAAAAAUGGAGGAACAAAGGCUGGAGGACGUCCGAACACGCACAACUGUACGUGUGACAUUUGACACGGAACAAAGAAAACACGCUGGCUUUUUAAUAAAUUUGAACCACCAGCCUUUUUUUGCACACAGGCUUAUUAUUGUUGCUUCCGAUUGUGGCAUGUUGGAAAAAAUGCAAACUAGAAAAUGUAGAAUGACUUCCAGGUGCUCAUCUGUAAGGGACCAAAAGUAUUUGGACAGAUACAAAUCUUUGAUAUGCUUCCAUUCCAACGGUCUGUUGUUAUGUCAUUUGUUUUGGGGGUGCAUUUUUUUCCUAACUGAUAAGAAAAUGUGCUGAAGGUCAUCAAGUGUUUCAUAUAUCUUGGUGUUAAUUUAGAAAUUGUGGGUGUUUUGGUGGCUUCCCUCACUUAGGCCUUGUGGCAGACACCUGAAAGUGCACAAGUCACUGCCAUCUGGAUUUACAAAACAUGAAACCCAUAAUUUUCGAGGUGUGUGUGUGUCUCUAUCCCUAUUUAAUAAUUAGGUAUGGUGGCCACCCCAGGGUUACAGGUAUAGUCAGGUCGGAGUCAGUGAAGAACUAUACAGGGUUCAAAAUUAAAAGAUGCUCCAAUCAUAUUGAAAGCUAUACCACAUUAUUUGUCUGAUCAGCAAGAUUCCAAAAAGGUAUAGUUUGGACUAUCUAUGACUGAGUGUUCU
Messenger RNA from Thalassophryne amazonica, 9982 nucleotides. It is a transcript of the gene ecsit, whose product is annotated as ECSIT signaling integrator. Lineage: Eukaryota; Metazoa; Chordata; Actinopteri; Batrachoidiformes; Batrachoididae. Gene Ontology annotation, molecular function: protein binding. The transcript has 8 exons. The record is from RefSeq and is a predicted model, not a curated record. The coding region runs from base 5403 to 6701 and encodes 432 amino acids. Gene Ontology annotation, cellular component: mitochondrion.